AUGGAGCUUCUGCUUUUGUUCUUUACAGUCAUCUCAGCGUCUCAGGCAACGCCUCAAGGGUACAAUCUCCCAACGCCAUCAGGACCUGGAAUAGUUCUUGGUGGAUCCUCUUCCGGAUUUAUAAGUGGAAGUAGAAGAGCUUUUGCUUCUGGACACGGAAAUGAUGGUAGAGCAUCUGUAGCAGGAGGAUGUAAACAAGGAGAAGUUCUUCACGUGGAUGGUACAUGUGUCGUUCCAAUCAUAACAAGGAACAUAUUCCUUUACGAUGCUCCCAAGCUAACACAACAAGCUGAUGGUACAUUUUCAAGCUUCCCUCCACCAAAAGUAGACCAUAAUAUUAUCUUUGUGCGCCUUCCUAAAGGAGACGUAGGUACCGAGCCCGUCAUUGUUCCUCCUCCUAGGCAGGAGAACAUCAUUUAUGUCCUCAGUCAAAGCGGUGGAGGUGUAGGCCGGCGAGUGAUCGAGGUGACAGCUCCUCCUCCUUCUAACCCAGAGGUUUACUUCGUUACCUAUGGAGAAGGCGAAAAUCCAACUCUUCCUAUUGGUGUUGAUCUAGAGACUGCACUUAGCGCUGCCACUGAAGCUGGCGGUCUGGCCUUCGGAGGAGCCAGUGGAAUUGGCGAUGGAUUUGACGGAUUUGAUUCUGGCUUUCAGGCUGGCGUAGUUGGUUCUGAUGAUCAGUUCAGUCAUCCAAGAGAUAACCCCCUUUCUACGCCUUCUAGUCUAUAUUCCUGA
Messenger RNA from Penaeus monodon (black tiger shrimp), 735 nucleotides. RefSeq lists its product as uncharacterized. The record is from RefSeq and is a predicted model, not a curated record. Bases 1 to 735 code for a protein of 244 amino acids. The transcript has 3 exons. Lineage: Eukaryota; Metazoa; Arthropoda; Malacostraca; Decapoda; Penaeidae.